AUGCAGAUGCAGACUUCCCAAGAUGUUGCUCGCCGCAACCACCAUGCAAUUUCUUUGCUCCUCAAGGGUGCCUUUGAUGAAUCCCUUGUCCAUUCUCACACUGCCUUGAACACUAUGCAAGGCAUCAUUGAUCUUCCUCGCUGGGCGCCACCUGGAGCGGAUGAUGAUGCCAUGAAUCUCGACGACCAAGAAGAAGAACCUUUGUUGACACACAACGUCUGGAGCAUCGAGUUGUCUCCCGCCCAUGACUCGCUCCCGUUGGCAUACCAAGGAUCCGUGGCCUUUUUCAAUCGGGCACUGGCAUUUGAGUUUUCUUCUUCCGACGACAACGACGGUCAGUCAGAAGAGAAUACCUUUCAUCAAGACUUGACGUUGGCCGCCGUGGUCCUCUACAAUGCCGGUCUGUGCCAUCACGUCCGUGCCAUUCAAAGCGCCAAAUUCCAAACUCCAAGACUCCAAAAAGCGCUGCAAAUGUACACCAUGGCAUCUUGUCUCUUGUCGAAUGCUGCUUCUGCGAAUGAUAAUGACGACGACCUCCAAAAUAAUGACGCUGAAGACAACGAUCUCUUGAACUUUUGCAGCCGAGACGAAGGAGGUGCCCUGUUGGUCAUGGCCCUCCUCAACAACAUGGCUCAUAUUCAUGCAGUUUUUGCCGACCGGCACCUGGAAUCGGGGUGCAUAGAAGCCAUGAAUAGCUUUUUUGAAUCGUUUUGCAUGAGGAGGACCGACGAAGAGCUAGAGGUCACCCAGGAGGAUCUGUUGCUUCUGAAUAUGUCCUCGUCCCUCUACCAAGCAGAAAGCUUUGCCGGUUGUCCAGCGGCUUGA
Messenger RNA from Seminavis robusta, 825 nucleotides. Lineage: Eukaryota; Bacillariophyta; Bacillariophyceae; Naviculales; Naviculaceae. The record is from the annotation of a GenBank genome assembly.